AUGACGGUCUGUCUGAUUGUGACUAUCAGCGGUUCGGUCAUGCACACGCUCAAUUUUCGCAACUGCUAUCGGGUACGUCUCGGGUUCCAGGGAGACUCGAGCCUACCGUAUCAUACAGCUUUCAACUUUGCUUUGACGCUGCCAUUAACUGCCAUACAGCUUACUCGUUACGUCCUGGUGCUGCACAAGAAACACGAACAAAUCGCACAUCUCGACUGGCACUAUUUCUGGGUUUGGGACGUGAUUAUGUGGCUCCAUUUUGGGACGCUUGUUUGCUUCAACCCGGCUCUUCGGAAGGAGUUCCUCCCCAGUUUUGCUACCACCACCCGGCAGCCCCCGGCCAACAUGAUCCCUUUUCGCGAUUUUUCCCAUCCGAAUCGAAACAUUGAUAUUAGGCGCAUGAUUUUUGGACCUCGUGCUCAGGAUUUUUAUCCGACCGUGAAUGAGCGGAUUGAGGAGAGGGUUGUUGAGGGAUCGGUUGGUCAGACGACGGCUGAGACAACUGCC
Mesorhabditis spiculigera is the source of this 507-nucleotide messenger RNA. NCBI's taxonomy places the organism in Eukaryota, Metazoa, Nematoda, Chromadorea, Rhabditida, Rhabditidae. The record is from the annotation of a GenBank genome assembly.